UAUCAAGAGGGGAUGCGUAUAUCGUCGGCUUGUUCCCGUCCAAUACUUAAACUCAGAGUUAUGGCCCUUGAUAAGUUAUGCAGUAUUCAUAUAGAGUAAAAAUUGUUUCCACACUACUUCUCUGCAACUACUGGCUGGAAUUCAACGAAACUUUAUGAGAACCUUCAAUACCAAGAGGAGAUGCGCAUAUCGUCCCCUUGUUCCGGUCAGACACUUUAACUUAAAGUUAUGGCCCUUGAUUAGUUAUGCAGUAUGCAUAUAGAGCAAAAAUCAUUUCAGCGCUACUUCUCUGCAACUACUGGCUGGAAUUCAACAAAACUUUAUGGGACCCUUCAAUACCAAGAGGAGAUGCGCAUAUUGUCACCUUGUUUGGGUCAGACACUUUAACUCAGAGAUAUGGCUCUUGAUUAGUUAAUUUUGCAGUAUGCAUAUAGAGCAAAAAUCGUUUCCGCGCUACUUCUCUGCAACUACAGGCUGGAAUUUAACAAAACUUUAUGGGAACCUUCAAUACCAAGAGAAGAUGCGCAUAUCAUUACCUUGUUGGGGUCAGACAUUUUAACUCAGAGUUAUGGCCCUUGAUUAGUUAUGCAGUAUGAAUAUAGAAAAAUAUUCGUUUCUGCGCUACUUCUCUGCAACUACUAGCUGGAAUUCAAUGAAACUUUAUUGGAACCUUCAAUACCUAGAGGAGAUGGGCAUAUCAUCGCCUUUUUUGGGUCAGACAUUUUAACUUAGAGUUAUGGCCCUUGAUAACUAAUGCAGUAUACAACCAGAGCAAUAAUCGUUUCCGUGCUACUUCUCUGUAACUACUGGCUGAAAUUCAAUGAAACUUUAUGGGAUAUGAAGAGGAGAUGUGCAUAUAGUUGCCUUGUUCUGGUCAGACACUUAAAACUCUGAUUUAUGGCCCUUGAUUAGUUAUGCAGUAUGCAUACAUCUCAUUGGUAUUUCCAGAUAUUACUAUUUAACACAGAGUUAUGGCUCUGUUAUUGCCCUGAAUAUUUAUCAAGUUCAAAGAAUAUUACUGUUUAUGCCAUGAUAAAUAUAUAAAUAAAGCCUUAUGUCUUCAGUUGUUGUGUUAGUAAUAACCAGUACUCGGCGGGGGAUAUAAAUUCAACGAAUUUGCUUGUUGUUCUUAUAUUUUCAAUUAUAUGCUAUUACUUUUGAUCUAGAUUCGAGGUAUGUGUGUGACACAAAUCAAUACUGGACAGACAAAUUCAGUAAAAGAUGUUAUUGGUGUUGGCGUAUUUGUGAUAUGAUACCAUCCCAGCGCUCUGAUUCAUGUAACAAAAGUUGCCCUUACUAUUCAGAGGGACAGAGUAACAUGUUGAAGGUUGAUGAUACAUGCAGCUGCAAUUAUGAUACAAUUAUCAUUGUCACAGUAUUCAUCAUGGCUGUGGUGACUGUGUUCAUAGGCUUGGUAGCUUGGUGGCAAAUAAGGAACAAGAAUCGCAAGGAUAAAGUGGCUGAUGACUCAGUUUUGGAUUCAAUUGAUACGGAUGAUGGUGACACAGCGGAAAGUUCAUUCAUUCCUCUAAACGAUAGAAGUCCAGAGUUGCCUCCAGAUUUGCCAAGACCUGCUCUUUAAUGAAAAUACAAUUCUUCAAUUGUGUAUUUCCUUGAGAUGAUGUGUAGGAACUAUGAGGCAUCUAAGCAGGGUAAUGACACACUCGUGAAUUCCUCAAGAUAUUUUUUGUGUGUGUUACUUUGUAUCUCCAACAUGAUCUGCAGAAGUUUUCUGAAACUUUGUAAAAGUGUUUAAAGCAAUUGAGACAAGUUGCAGAAUGCAUGCCUCGGCAAUGACACAUUUGAAAGUGAAAUGAUUUAGCCACCUUUUGUGUGUUUCUCUAUAUCUUAUACACUUUGGUGCAUAUUCAGAAAACGUCAAAUGUUUGUUUGGUAAGCUCAUAGGGUAGUGAUAUUGUUACGCUCUAGUAAUUGAAAGUCUCUUUGCACCUGGUCUUCUUAUCAGUCUGUCUGCAUAUGGUAAUUCUAGGCUAGAAGUUGUUGACUGGAGUUAGAAGUUUGCUGCACUCAUGUUAAAACCAGUAUAUCAAGACAGUUCAGUUUUGGUAGCUUUCUAUGGCCUGUUAAUCAUGGACCAGGUACUAUUUAUCAGAACUUUGCUAGAGUUCUGGGCUUCACCAAAUGUUUGAAUUAUAAUAAGAAGAACAAAUAAGUCUGUUUAAAUUUUGACGUUUCACUUGAAUUUAUUUAUCAAGUAUAUAGAAAUUUAGUAUAUUUCAACAGUUAAUAAUUAGACUUGAAUAACAUUAAAUAAAUAAAUGAGAUCAAAACAUGUAUGCAUCAAUGUUUGCAUUAGCAAUAACAGUAAAACAAUUCUUACAAUCGCUAUUAUUUAUAUAAAAAUGCACGAGAUGAUACGGUAUUCAGAAAAUACACGAGUCUUUAAUUUAAGACUGAUAGAUUCGCCGAAUUGAGAUACCAGUUGAACAAAGCAUAAAAAGAUCUAUACCAAGUACUAAUUCUUUGUUAUAUAAUAAACAAGAAUAAAAACUCUAUAUAAUGUGUAAAUUUAACUUUUCUGAACAAUUUAGAAUGACUGUUGUAAAGUUAUCACUUAUGAAAAAAUUUAUCUUCAAAAAUCUAGAGCGCACCUUAAGUUUAAAAUACUGACGAAAACGUCCGUAAGUUCGAGCAAGAAAAAAAAUGUGUGAAGCCAAGAUUAUUUGUGAGCAGGGUUUAUAUACUAGCAGAGCUUACAGCUCACAAUGUGUGAUGUGGGGCUCACAGUUCACAUGUCUGUGAUGUGAGACUCACUGCCCACCAGUGUGAGAUGUGCGGCUCACAGCUCACAACUGUGUAUUGUGUGCA
Ruditapes philippinarum (Manila clam) is the source of this 2829-nucleotide messenger RNA. RefSeq lists its product as uncharacterized. Lineage: Eukaryota; Metazoa; Mollusca; Bivalvia; Venerida; Veneridae. The record is from RefSeq and is a predicted model, not a curated record. The transcript has 3 exons. The coding region runs from base 1250 to 1582 and encodes 110 amino acids.